This is a messenger RNA of Talaromyces amestolkiae, 360 nucleotides long. RefSeq lists its product as uncharacterized. The transcript is spliced from 3 exons. The record is from RefSeq and is a predicted model, not a curated record. NCBI's taxonomy places the organism in Eukaryota, Fungi, Ascomycota, Eurotiomycetes, Eurotiales, Trichocomaceae. The coding region runs from base 1 to 360 and encodes 119 amino acids.
AUGGCCUCGUCCGGCUCCGCCUCCUCCAACGUCGGCUCCCGACAGCUAUACGAAGACGGCGACCAACGCAAAGAUCCCCAAUCCGAGAUUCAGGAGCGAGAGCGAUAUAAGGAGGGUCAGCCGGGAAGUCACUUGGCCAACGACUCUAAGGAUCAGAGAUCAAUUGCCAAUCGUCUGGCGCGCGAAGAGCAGCGAUCGGCCAAGAAUGAGCAGCCGUAUGAUGCUGAAGCAGAAUUGAGUAAGAAGGAUCCUACUGCGCCGGCCAAGCUUCAUGGCAACAAGCCCUCGAAAGGGGCACAGAUCGACGCUGAACUCCAGGCUGAGGAUGAGCAGAGACUUCGCGAAAAGAGUGGUAAAUAA